AUGGCAACCAUUAAAGUAGUUCACGAGACUGCAACCCGUCGGUUUACCCUUUCCCCCAAUUCUACUUUCUCCGGUCUUGAAUCCCAAUUACGAACCCUUUUCUUCAUUCCACCCUCUACUCCAGUUACCGUCUCCUAUACUGAUGACGAGGGUGAUAAUAUUACCAUAUCUAGUGAUUUGGAACUUCAAGAAAUUAUUUCUCAGCAAUCAGCUGGUCACCCAAUAAAACUAUUCCUAAACACAUCUACCGGACAUGCUCGCGAUAACGGACCUAUUGUUACUAGUAGAGACACAGAAGAAAUUCCAGAAACCCAGCCUAAAUCCGAAUCAAGACCUUCUUCUGCAUAUAGGCAUGUAGGUUUUGCUGAUGAAGAAACCGAGGAACAGUUGUAUGAAUUCAUUGCCGAUGAAAGUAAUAAAGAAAAAUCCGAGAGACAAGAAUCUUCCGAAUCCAGCGUAAGAGGACAAGAGAAAGAGAAAGAGAAUAAAGAGAAUGAAGAUGACGAUGAUGUCAUUUUUAUAAAAUUCAAUCGUCCACCGAGUUUUGGUCCUCUUUUUGAUCUUUUCGGUACAUUAGAAUUUGAACCUUUCGGUUUAGGUCAAUUUCCUUUUGGAUCUACGUUUGGACCUUCGUUUGGCGGAUGUCAAAAUUACCGAAAUUACGGUGCCAAGAAUCAUUGUGGUAGAAAUUCCAGCGGUUAUAAUUCCUCCUCCAGAUUUAACAAAACUGCAGAAUACAGCCGUGCUGGUCCUUGUGUAAACGGUUACGGUCCACGUCCCGAAUGUAGGAGAUUUCGAGGUUACCACAAUUUCAACCAACAUCUUACCUCUGAACAAUUAGCAGAUAAGCUCAAAACUUUAAACUCUAUGGGAUUCGUAUAUGAUAAUGCUAAAUACGAGGAUUUGUUGAAGAGAUAUAAUGGUAAUGUUGGAAGAGUCGUGGAGAUUUUACUUAGAGAACAAGAAGAAAGUGAUAAAGCUUCAAGUUCUAAAUCUGAAGAACAAAGUUUUGUUGAAAACGAACAAGAAACCGCGCAAUAUUUUGUUCCUGUUGUGGAAGUUGACCCGGAGAAUCGUCCUUAUAGUUUAUAG
This is a messenger RNA of Acaulospora morrowiae, 1092 nucleotides long. The record is from the annotation of a GenBank genome assembly. NCBI's taxonomy places the organism in Eukaryota, Fungi, Glomeromycota, Glomeromycetes, Diversisporales, Acaulosporaceae.